Messenger RNA from Hymenoscyphus albidus, 1224 nucleotides. The record is from the annotation of a GenBank genome assembly. NCBI's taxonomy places the organism in Eukaryota, Fungi, Ascomycota, Leotiomycetes, Helotiales, Helotiaceae.
CAGCUACUCAAUUUCACAUACACGUCUGCUGCGUAUGCAACGAUUUGUUUAGCUGGAUCAACCUUACUGCGAUAAAUCCUUACCAGGAAGCAGAGAAACCAACCGAAAAAGUACCAUUCAAGAUCAGCAUAUUCUACCGGAUAUCGGACAUCGUCUUCCAAUCAUUACCAUAAUGUACGAAUCAACAAUAAGCUUUACGCUCGAUAUGAUUUGUCCCUGGUCAGUCAUUUUCAUCCGUCCUUGCCUAAGUCGUCCCUGACAUGAUGCUUCUAGGACUUAUCUAGCUAAGAAGAGGUUCGCAUUAUUUGAACUUAUAUACAUAAUAGAGAAAGCUGAUCGUAGAACUCUAUUUUUAGACUCGAUGAAGGUAAGAGUACCACAUUCCUGCCUUUGCGUUCCACACAUUCCAGAUGAUAGAGCGGUGGUUGGGUCACGUGAUUUGCUUUACGUCCCCCUUUUCAACUAGUUUUAUCCUAUCCUGUUGAAAAAGAGAUGCUCUGAGUUCUAUUCAGGAAGUUUUGGAUUUUUCUUCAAUGCAUUGUUCUCGUUUCCUUACCGAGCCUACUCGGAACAAACGCAACUCAUGAGAAGACCAUAUACAACCUUUGACUAACAACCUCAGCCCUCCGAAUCGUCCGCUCCACCGAUGCCACUUCAAAAGUAACCUUCAAGAUCCACUUCAAUCCGUACCAACACUACCCCUCCGCCAGCCAAGAAGGCGAAGACAAAUACACCUGGCUCAAAAAAUCCCGCUAUGGCGACUCGGAGGAAAGAUUGCAAAUGUACAUCACCCUCAUGAGCGCCUACGGCGCCUCAGCAGGUAUAGACUACAAGUUCACCGGCACGAUCGCGAACUUCCUCCAUGCCCAUCGUGUGAUCCAGUAUUUUCAAGAGAAGGAUGGUCCUGAGGUGGCGGAUAAGUUGGUGAUGGGGCUUUACAGAAGGUUCUUUGAGGAGGAAAAACAUCCGGCGAGUAGGGAGACACUGCUUGAGGCUUGUAAGGAGGCAGGUAUUGAGAUGGGGGAGGCGGAGAGGGUGGUUGGUGAUGAGGAGGUGGGGUUAAGGGAGGUGAGGGCGAGGAUUAGGGAGCAGGUGGCGGAUGGGGUUGAUUCUGUGCCGGUGGUUGUAAUUGAGGGGAAGAGGAGGGAUCUUACUCUCACAGGUGCGAAGGAAGUUGGUGAUUAUGUCAAGGCACUUGAGAUGAUUGUUAAGGAAAGCAACUAA